Alternaria arbusti is the source of this 1461-nucleotide messenger RNA. RefSeq lists its product as uncharacterized. The coding region runs from base 1 to 1461 and encodes 486 amino acids. Lineage: Eukaryota; Fungi; Ascomycota; Dothideomycetes; Pleosporales; Pleosporaceae. The transcript has 2 exons. The record is from RefSeq and is a predicted model, not a curated record.
AUGAGUGCAAAACCACGGAGGCAAGACGAAGAGUACGAAGUUUCUGCGAGUGGAUAUGUGUUCCUGACAGAACCAGAAGCCGAGAGCUCAGGCCCAGAUGAAACCGACGAAGAUGAUGGCUUUGAACAUAUCCUUAAGAGAGAGAUGGAAAGGCAGGCUGUAGAAGAAGCGAAAGUCAAAGCUGCGGCCGAAGCUCUUGGGCGGAAACCGUGGAAACGGCAGCGGAUAAGCGACAUACGCGGGAAAUGGAAUCUCUACUCCUCGCAAUGGGUGAAAGACUACGCGCACAAGUUAUGCCGAGAACUCGAAGACAACGACUUCACGGAUCCUGUCGGAACGAUCGAGUUUGCAAAGCACCUUAUCGAUGAGACUAUGGCGCCUUACGGCGUCGGCGACAUGGGGAUGGAGCUCGACAUCGACGGUGGGCCAUCGCAAGCCUCGCCACCCGGGUUCAACAAACCAAACUAUGCAUCCCUGAAUCCGGAAUCUAUCAAGAUCUUCGAAGAUGGUGACGAGAAACAAUUCACUAUCAAUAUCAACUUUCUCGGAAAUGGCUUCUUAGAAUUGCGCAUGGAUGAUAUUUAUUUUGCUGGGAUCAUGUUCCAAGAUCGGAAAGCUGUGAAGCGUGAAGCUGAGGAGGCGAGUCUCGAAUGGGUGAAGAUGGCUAUGGCGCAGUGUGGAGUGCUCGAUGACUUCUAUGAUUACGGGGGCUAUGAUUCGGGGAGCUCUGAUGGAAGCGAAGCGACCGGGAGCGAGGAAGAACCGCAAGAAGUAGAAGACGAUGAAAAGGAAGACGAAGAAGACGAAGAGCCGAGUGAAGCAGAUGAUGAAUUGGGCGAAGAGAGUGAAGAAGAGCAUUCAGAGCUUCAAGUGACCAUCCAAACACACAAAAGGAGAGCUGAACGGUACGAGGAGGAAGCAAGAAAGGAGCAUGAUGCAGUACUUGAAGCUGCCAUUGCCUACCACACAGCCAGAGCUGUCCGAUAUGAGACACUAGUAAGGGAAGAAAAGAGCACCCUCUUUGAUAGGUGGCAUAAGAACAAGAAGACCCCCCUGGCUCCCAUCGAUGGCAAGUGGACCUUGUUCUCAUCCCAGUACCUCGAAUUCUACGAAAAGCAACCCAUCCGCGAGCUUGACGAAGAAACAAUCACGAACUGGUCGGUCGGAACGCUCAGAAUCGUACAGGAUGGCACAUACACUGAGAUUAAAAUCAAGCUCUUGGAUGCUUCCGAUGAAUUCAGCAUGGUCAUCGAAACUCCAAAGUUCGCUUCGCCAGAGCGUCUCACAGGAAAUCUUAAUGGUAUCGAGUACACCGACCCGGAGGGCGACCCUUGCUGGGUAACAUUUAUCGGGAAUGGCCUGCUGGACUUGCAUGUACCUGGAGAGAUACUAGAAGAGAGCGGCCAUUGGCCAGAUAAAGCUCGGCCUUAUACCAUUCGAUAUGUUGGUGUCCUGAGGUAG